Messenger RNA from Polistes dominula (European paper wasp), 1141 nucleotides. RefSeq names its product orthopedia homeobox (gene otp). NCBI's taxonomy places the organism in Eukaryota, Metazoa, Arthropoda, Insecta, Hymenoptera, Vespidae. The record is from RefSeq and is a predicted model, not a curated record. Gene Ontology annotation, biological process: regulation of DNA-templated transcription; neuron differentiation. Gene Ontology annotation, molecular function: DNA-binding transcription factor activity, RNA polymerase II-specific; DNA binding.
GAACGAAGGACCUUCAUGCUCAAGAUUUAAAACGUCACGAUAAGUUGGACGGGGUAGUAAGACUGAGCUUGGGAAGCGGACUAUCUGCUGGCGGUGGCCUGCUUCAUCAGGAAUUAACCAUGACUAUGCCUGGUGCAGGAAGUGCAACAGCGAUCGGACAAGGUGACGAGAAGCCGGUUAAACAAAAGCGACAUCGGACGCGUUUUACACCUGGACAGAUUAACGAACUUGAAAAGUGUUUUACGAAGACGCAUUAUCCUGAUAUCUUUUGUCGAGAAGAAAUUGCCAGUAGAAUUGGCCUCACUGAAAGUCGCGUGCAGGUAUGGUUUCAAAAUCGUCGAGCAAAAUGGAAGAAACGUAAAAAGACAACAAAUAACAUGUUUGGUGCGACCGGUACUUUACUACCGUCGCAUGGUUUGCCACCUUUUGGUCCAGAUCUUUGCGGAGCUGGGAUGUUUCAAGCACCCGCGGAGAGAUGGGGAGUGAGUACAGGUCUCGGCCUGGGACAAGGUGGUAUGGGCAUGGGUGCUUAUGGACAAUUAGGUCAACAAAGCCCCAGUACUCUUGGCAACUUGGGUCUUGGCAACUCUGGCCUGUCGAUCAGCAGUCCUUCCCAGACGGUCUAUCAAACGAAUUACGGAUUAAAUUCUCUUGGAGUCGUACAGGUCUCAGCGUCACGGGGUUCACCACCAGGAGGAUCUUCGGUUGGUGGAGGCCAAGGAGGAGGAUUGAAUUCGGCGUUGAAUUGUGCGCAGGGUUCACCGGGUUCGAGUUCAGGUGGUGGAGGAUCGGCAGCAGCUGGUGGUGCAGGAGGAAGUGGUAUAUCUUGCGUUGGUGGUGAAGUCAAUGCGGACGAAGCUUCGGGAUGGAGAGGUGCUCAUAUUAUUACAGGACUUAGGCGUCGAGCAACGGAUACCUCGCAACAAUAUAGUCCGCAAUCUCAUCCACCACCAUCGGCUCCAUUACCGUACACUCAUGGCAUGGAAUAUAGCUCUGCGUACUGAAAUCUUCUUCGAGUUAUUCAAAGUUUCCCGCUAUUCCUCGUGCAAUCAGCCAUUUUGGUUACGAGAGGACGCGUCACGUGACGUUGUUAGUAAGAAACAAAAAACGACUUCGCGAAAAAAAAAGGAAAAAAUAAAUU